UCUUAUUUAUCACAAAUCAGCUGGCCUUGGCACGAAAAAAUGUUUUGUAAGAGAGUUUGGAAUAGUUCUUUCCGUAGUUUGAUGCGUGCAUAUCAUAAGUCAGUAGACAGGAAAGGACUUGCACAGGCUGCAGAGAUAGUAAAAGUUCCAGACAGGCUAGUAGCAGCCUUAUCCGAUAUUGUUGGCAAGAAAAAUGUGUCAACUGCAAUGGUAGUUAGAGAGCAGCAUGGUAGAGAUGAAUCAUACCAUAGUUGUUGUCCACCAGAAGUAGUAACUUUCCCACAGAAUGUUGAACAAGUCAGCGAGAUUGCAGUUCUAUGUAAUGAUAAUGAGAUACCAUUGAUUCCAUUUGGUAGUGGUACAGGAUUAGAAGGUGGCAUUAAUGCUGUGAAGGGAGGAGUGUGUGUUGACCUAACUCACAUGAAUGAAAUUCUGUCUGUUAACCCAGAAGACUUUGACUGUACUGUACAAUCAGGAGUGACUAGAAUGCAGUUAAACAAUUACCUCAGAGACACUGGCUUAUGGUUUCCUAUUGAUCCUGGAGCUGAUGCAUCCCUGUGUGGAAUGUGUUCCACCAGUGCAUCAGGAACAAAUGCUGUCAGAUAUGGUACAAUGAGAGAAAACGUUCUAAAUUUAGAAGUAGUUUUGGCUGAUGGGCGUAUCAUAAAUACUGCUGGGAAAGGAAGAAGGACAAAGAAAACUUCUGCUGGAUACAAUCUUACAAACUUAUUUGUAGGAUCAGAAGGGACAUUGGGUAUAAUAACAAAGGCUUCAUUGCGACUUUUUGGCAUACCAGAAGCAACUGUGUCAGCCGUUUGUCAUUUCCCAGAUGUACAGGGUGCUGUAGAUACAACUGUUCAGGUAUUGCAGUGUGGUAUCCCUAUUGCCAGGAUAGAGUUUUUAGAUGAGGUAUCAAUAGAUGCAGUAAACAAGUAUAGUAAAAUGGACAUGAAAGUUGCACCAUCGCUAUUUUUAGAAUUCACUGGAACUCCUUCAUCUCUGGAUGAACAAGCAGCAUUAGUUGCUGAUUUAUGCAGCAUGAAUAAUGGUUCAGAUUUCAAAUGGGCUAAAGAUCCAGAAGAAAGAAGUCAUUUAUGGAAAGCUAGACAUGACAUUUUAUAUGCAUGUAUGGCUCUAAAACCUGGCAGUAAGCCAUAUUCCACCGAUGUUUGUGUUCCUGUCUCUAAGUUACCAGAAAUAAUUAAAAGAUCUAAGGAAGAAAUUACCAAGGCAGGAGUGUGUGAUUCCUUCAUGUUGGGUCAUGUGGGUGAUGGGAAUUUCCACACACUGUUUUUGGCAGAUCCAAAUAAUCCAAAAGAAGUACAAAUAGUUAAAGAUGUAUCUAAUAAAAUUGCUGAGAUGUCUUUGGAGAUGAAUGGAACCUGCACAGGAGAGCAUGGCAUAGGACAGGGAAAGAGAGAGUUACUGGUACAAGAGAUAGGAGAAACUGGUAUCCAGGUGAUGCAACAGAUAAAACAAACAUUAGAUCCCAAGGGUAUCAUGAACCCAGCAAAAGUUUUCUUUUAAACACAUGGGAACCUUUGAUUGAUCAAUUUCAAAAAAGUUUAUGUGAUUCAAUGUAAACCCUUUGUAGAGUAUGAUGGCUGUAUUAUAUACUAUUAGAAUUUUGGUUUCUAUGAUCAGAAUCUCUGAUGUAAAAAUCAGCAAAUGUUAAUCAGAAGUAAUUUUUUGGAUGAAAAAUGAAAUGGCUGAUUGUUGUAGCUUAGUUUUAUAUUAUUAUUUGGAAGAGUUAUUCAAAUUAAUUAAUAAGUGAAUGUAUAAGUAUAAGUACAGUUUUGACUCAUAUAAGUGUACUCUUGUAACUGAUGAAUCUUCCUUUUAACAAGCUACUAAGUGAUGCAUAGCUUCCCUGUACCCACAAGACUCUUGAAAAAUACAAAAUAAAAGGGCUUUUCUCUACAAAAUUGAUAGAGAAGACUGAUUUUAAAUAUUAUUCCUAAGUUGAAUAGAUAUGCAUUUCGAAUAAAUAUCUAAACAAUACUUCCUUAAAACAAUUGAACAUUUUUAUGACAAAUAUAGAAACCCUGCUGGUCAGGUCUUAUCUUGGUUAAAGUUUAGUGCUAAAUCUCAUUGAGGCCAAAAGUAAAACUUACUAAUUUUCAUCCAAAUGAGUCUACACUGGACCAAAUGAAAGGGAUUAUUGUUUUACUCUCCUUUUAUAUGACUUUUUCAAUAAGGGUUCACUAUUUUAAAAAGUUCCAGUUCAAAGUGCACUAAUAUUUUUUUUUGUUUAAAACAUGUAAUUUGUAAAUAGUAAUAUCUGAAAUCAGAAAAGUUCUGAAAAUUGUCUGAAAUGUUCUGUAUGCAGAUUCUUCAAAUUCAUGAUUGAUCAACUUUCAAUAAAAAUGUAUUGGUUUGAAUUUUCUUACAACCAUCAAAAAAGGAAUUGUUAUGGUAUACCCUUGUCCAGCAUUUUAGUGUUUGGUUUGUAAAAGUAAGCUCCCUUCCAUUAUGGUAAAUUUUUGCAUUCAGUUCCAUUUUGAACAGAUAGGGGUAUUUGUGAAAAAUCAAGGGGCGGUGAAAUUUCCCAAGCCGCUAGGCAAGGGAAAUUUGGUCCCAAGACUGGUAUUUUUCGCAAAUAACCCUCCAUAACAUGAUAUAUCUGUUUAAUUACACCGAAUAGAUUUUGUUUGAAACUGUCUGUACAUGUGAAGGGAAAUCGUAGUACCGCGGGAAUUAUACAUGUACUUAUAUGCGUUAGUGCUGUCUUUUUGUAACGUCAUGGUAUCUAUAUGUGUUAAUGUCAUUGUUAUUCCAUCAUUAAAUCAUUCAUUUGUAUAGACAUUUUUUUCCCCUCUUUAUAUGUAUAUUUCUGACAGUUUUCGGUUUAACUCAAUCAAUAGUGCUUAGCCAUGUUGUCGGGAUAAAGUGAAUAAGGUUCCGAAUAAUUUUGGCGUGAACAGGCUCGCGAGGGUAAAAAAAAGGAAUAUCCAAAAUGGCAAAUACCACGACAGAGAGGGAAAUUUGAGGCAAAUUUACCGGCAGUGGUGAAAAAACAGGCAAAUUCGUUUGAAAUGAGGAAAAAAUGUUAGAAUAUGGGAAAAAUACACUGGCUAACAACCAAUCAAAAUCCGGCAUUCUUAUAUAAGGUGUAAUUAUUCAGAAAAUUUUGGUAAAGGUCAAUGGUAUUUUACAAAUAUGGCCUUCUUUCAAAUAACAAAGCAGGUCAACAAACUUUGUCACUAUCAUUAUGACAUAUUUUAUACUCUAGUAAUUUUGAUUAAGUUUUGUUUCGUAGGUCCAUUUCUUCGGAAACUUAUGGCAAUAUGUUAUAUUUCACCUCCAUUCACAUGUUAUACGACACUGUUGAUUCAUAUUAUUUUUGUGCGAUACAGUUCAUGAAUGAGUGACCUUUUAAUGUUUUUCAUUCAGAUCCAUAUCUCAGAAAUAAAACAAUUGUAAUAUAUCAGUGAUAAAGAAGUUCUCAUGUCAAAAACAAAUUUAUUCAUGUAUGUGUAUUUCUUAUCAUAUUUUUUAAAAAAACAAGUAUUUUCCUUUUUUAAAAUUUUUUAAAAAUGUCUUUCAUUAUAUGUAUUGUAUGAUUUUAUUUAUGACAUGCAAAACUAUGGAAUGUUUUUAAGAUCAUUAUAUAUUUAUAUUACAUAUAUUUUAUAAAAGUAGAAACUGCAGAAACAUUUCUUAUACAUUACUAUGUUCUAUUCAUGUACUUCUUUGUAUUUACACAUAUUUUAAUGAUUUCCAAUUAAAAUUAACCUGUCAAAAUAGUAAGUGAAUGAAUUGUAUGCAUUAAAAUUGAGGUCUUUAGGACCAGUGCUGAAUUUUUUCUUCCAUUUGAAAAAAUGAACUUUUCCUAACCUGUUUGUUGACUGCGCGAGUACUUAAGUCCUUAUGUUUUAAGAAAUUUACAUCCAUAGUUAUUUCCCUUGAGUGUAAAUUCAGUUUAGUGAAUUGAUUUAUGUUGAAGAAUGGUUACAUUUGUCCUUAAUAUCCUUAUGCAUUACAUUUGUUUAGCACAGAACAAAAAAAAAUGAAGUUUGAAAAAGUAAAGGAUACCAUUAUAACUAUGCCAUGAAUAGAUUGCCUGUUUGAACGUCAAAUUUAUAUCUGCAAUAUUCAUUUUAUUUCGUUUAUUUCGUGGAUAGAUAGUAUCCAAGACAUUUAAACCCAAACUAAAUUGUAACCUACAAAAAAUAUUAUUAUUUUUACAUACUGGAAACCACAAAAAUAAAUCCUCAUGAAAUGAAAAUUAGAUACACAACCUGGAACUUUUAAUUCCAUGAAAAAUUAAUGUUUCUACAGUAGUAUUUAAUAUGUUAAUCCUGAGAAUUUUGAUCAAUCUUUUGUUAAGUAUCAAUUGUUUGUUGUUAUCAUGUAAAUUAUUUUUAUACGUCGCAAACAAAUUUUGCGAUCGUAUAUUGGUAUGACGUAGGCAUCGUCGUCGUCGUAGUCGUUGUCGUCGUCCGAAGACACAUUGGUUUUUCGCACUCUAACUUUAGUCUAAGUGAAUGGAUCUCUAUGAAAUUUUACCAUAAGGUUCAAUACCACAAAAGGAAGGUUGGGAUUGAUUUUGGGGGAUAUGGUACCAACAGUUAAGGAAUUAGGGGCCAAAAAUAAGCAUUUUUGUAACUUCCAGACAUAAAUUGUGUGUUAGUGUAUGGAUCUCUCUGACAUUGUACCACAAGGUUCCAUAUCACAAAGGGAAUGCUGGGAUUGAUUUUGGGGGUAAUUGCCUCAAAAUUUUAGGAAUUAGGGGCAAAAAAAGGGGCAAAAAACAAGCAUUUUUAUAUGGACAAAUACUUUAGUACAAAACAUAAUUUAAAGCAGUGUAAGGGAGAUAAAUCAAAUACAUCAUUUGAAUUACCUCCCUUACACUGCUUUUAAAUAAUGUAUAAAGUAAUGGUUAAUGAACAAUUAAGACAAUUUAAAACAGUGUAAGGGAGGUAAUCCACAUACAACGUUUUGAUUACUUCCCUUACACUGCUUUUAAAUUAUGUUUAAAGAAAUGCAUAUUUAUAAAGGAAGACCAGUAAAAAUAUCUGCAAAUGUUGCAUCUUUUUUUUUUUACAAAAAAAUCCAUAUGAAAGAUUUGACACCAUAUUUUAAAUUCUAUUAUAAAAUAGAUUAAGUUAGCACUAUGGUAAAUUUAAAUGGAUAAUUAUGGUUGCAAAUUCCAUUGGAAAUUUGAAUUGAGAUUAUGACCAUAUCUUGAGGGAAAGAAUUUUUUUGGGGAAAAAGGGGGGGGGGGGGUAAAAAGAAAUUGUGGGGGUCAAUUUUUUCUCAUUUCAGAUUUCAGAAAUUAAAAAGAAUUAUUCUUCAAAUAUUUUUUUUUUUUCAAAUUUCAAAUAUUGAAAAAUUUCAAGAAGUAAUCUUUAAUUGCACAGUAUGGCGCAUUAGAUUUGUAAAAUCUUUGACCACAUUUAUUUAUUUGUUAUGCCAAAUCUAACCGUGUAUUUAGAUUUUUAAUUUUGGGUCCAGUUUUCAAAUUGGUCUACAUUAAGGUCCAAAGGGUCCAAAAUUAAACUUAGUUUGAUUUUAACAAAAAUUGAAUAUAUGGGGUUCUUUGAUAUGCUGAAUCUAAACAUGUAUUUAGAUUUUUGAUUUUGGGCCCAGUUUUCAAGCUGGUCCAAAUUGGGGUCCAAAAUUAAACUUUGUUGGAUUUCAACAAAAAUUGAAUAUAUGGGGUUCUUUGAUAUGCUGAAUAUAACCAUGUAUUUAGAUUUUUUAUUUGUGGGCCCCGCUAUCAAAUUGGUUCAUAUUGAGGUCAAAAGGGUCCAAAAUUAAACUUUGUUUGAUUUCAUCAAAAAUUGAAUUAUUGGGGUUCUUUGAUAUGCCAAAUCUAACCGUGUAUUUAGAUUUUUAAUUUUGGGUCCCGUUUUUUUAAUUGGUCUACAUAAAGGUCCAAAGGGUCCAAAAUUAAACUUAGUUUGAUUUUAACAAAAAUUGAAUUCUUGGGGUUCUUUGAUAUGCUGAAUCUAAACAUGUGUUUAGAUUUUUGAUUAUGGGCCCAGUUUUCAAGUUGGUCCAAGUUGGGGUUCAAAAUUAAACUUUGUUUGAUUUCAACAAAAAUUGAAUAUAUGGGGUUCUUUGAUAUGCUGAAUCUAACCAUGUAUUUUGAUUUUUGGGCCCCGUUAUCAAACUGGUCCACAUUGAGGUCAAAAGGGUCCAAAAUUAAACUUUGUUUGAUUUCAUCAAAAAUUGAAUACUUUGGAUUCUUUGAUAUGCUGAAUCUAACCAUGUAUUUAGAUUUUGGAUAUUGGACCAUAACAGGUAAAUUAAAAAAAUUUAAGUUCUUAGACCACAUUCAUUCUGUGUCAGAAACCUUUGCUGUGUCAAAUAUUUAAUCACAAUCCAAAUUCAGAGCUGUAUCAAGCUUGAAUGUUGUAUCCAUACUUGCCCCAACUGUUCAGGGUUCGACAUCUGUGGUCGUAUCAAGCUGCGCAGCGGAGCAUUUUAUUUGUUACACAUUUAUUUCCAAUGAGGAUUGUUAACCAACUGUUUUUGAAGUCAUAAAACAUAAGUUGCUGAAAAAAAUUAUAUGCUGUUGAUUUUAAUAAAAUUUAUUAUGAAUUGUUUAAA
Molecule: messenger RNA, 6558 nt
Organism: Mytilus californianus (California mussel)
Lineage: Eukaryota; Metazoa; Mollusca; Bivalvia; Mytilida; Mytilidae
Product: probable D-lactate dehydrogenase, mitochondrial
Exons: 12
Coding region: 40-1527 (495 amino acids)
Biological process (GO): lactate catabolic process
Cellular component (GO): mitochondrion
Molecular function (GO): D-lactate dehydrogenase (NAD+) activity; D-lactate dehydrogenase (cytochrome) activity; FAD binding
Source: RefSeq, a predicted model, not a curated record